Messenger RNA from Helianthus annuus (common sunflower), 402 nucleotides. RefSeq lists its product as uncharacterized. NCBI's taxonomy places the organism in Eukaryota, Viridiplantae, Streptophyta, Magnoliopsida, Asterales, Asteraceae. The coding region runs from base 1 to 402 and encodes 133 amino acids. The transcript has 2 exons. The record is from RefSeq and is a predicted model, not a curated record.
AUGAUUGUUUAUGGGAAAGCGUGCCAUUUACCGGUCGAGUUAGAGCAUCGGGCUCUUCGGGCGCUAAAAACGGUGAAUCGUGAUUUAACCGAGGCCGCUAGGAGACGAUUUUUCCAAAUUCAUGAGUUGGAGGCGCUUCUUGACGCCGCGUAUAAUCGUUCGUGGAGCAUCAAGGAAAAGUCGAAAGCUUUGCAUGAUAGAAGGAAAGUUAAAGUCGAGAUGGUCCGGGCCGUAUGUCGUGAAAGACGUUUUCCGUGCGGUACCGUGGAGUUGUUUGAUGAAGAUAAGUCGAAUUCGUGGAAGGUAAAUGGACAUCGGUUGAAACGCUACUUGGGAGGUCCCAUCGACACCGCCGAAGAGGAAACCGUUCCUUUUUCGGACCCGCCUAGCACCACCGUGUAG